This is a messenger RNA of Mangifera indica (mango), 2526 nucleotides long. RefSeq names its product beta-galactosidase 13-like. The record is from RefSeq and is a predicted model, not a curated record. Gene Ontology annotation, biological process: carbohydrate metabolic process. Gene Ontology annotation, molecular function: beta-galactosidase activity; carbohydrate binding. The transcript is spliced from 18 exons. Gene Ontology annotation, cellular component: vacuole; cell wall. NCBI's taxonomy places the organism in Eukaryota, Viridiplantae, Streptophyta, Magnoliopsida, Sapindales, Anacardiaceae. The coding region runs from base 1 to 2322 and encodes 773 amino acids.
AUGUGGCCGGAUCUUAUUCUAAAGGCCAAACGUGGAGGUUUGAAUGUGAUUCAGACUUACGUUUUCUGGAACAUCCAUGAGCCAAUACAAGGCCAGUUUAAUUUUGAAGGAAGAUAUGAUAUAGUGAAAUUCAUCAAGCUGAUUCAGGAGCAUGAGAUGUAUGUAACUCUCCGCGUGGGACCUUUCAUCCAAGCUGAAUGGAAUCAUGGCGGAUUGCCUUUCUGGCUAAGAGAGGUCCCCAACAUCACAUUUCGGUCUGAUAAUGAACCAUUCAAGUUCCAUAUGCAAAAUUAUGUUACAAUGAUCAUUGAUAAGAUGAAAAACGAGAAGUUAUUUGCUUCACAAGGAGGUCCUAUCAUCCUGGCACAGAUCGAAAACGAGUAUAAUACAAUUCAGCUUGCAUAUGGAAGGUUAGGAAAUAGCUAUGUUCAAUGGGCAGGAAACUUAGCUUUGAGUUUGAACGUUGGAGUCCCGUGGGUUAUGUGCAAGCAAAUUGAUGCUCCUGGUCCUGUGAUUAAUACUUGCAAUGGAAGGCAUUGUGGAGAUACUUUUGUUGGCCCCAAUAGCCCCAACAAACCUUCUCUGUGGACUGAGAAUUGGACUGCUCAGUUUAGAGUAUUUGGAGACCCACCAUCCCAAAGAGCAGCAGAAGAUAUAGCAUUCUCAACUGCACGUUUCUUUUCGAAGAACGGAACACUAACUAAUUACUACAUGUACCAUGGUGGUACAAAUUUUGGUAGAACCAGUGCCCACUUUGUAACAACACGCUACUAUGAUGAGGCACCUCUUGAUGAAUAUGGUUUGCCUAGAGAGCCCAAAUAUGGUCACCUGAGGGACUUACACAGGGCUUUAAACCUAGGGAAGAGGGCUCUCCUUUGGGGAACUCCUAGUGUUGAAAAACCCAGUGAAGAUACAGAGUUUCAAGUCUACGAGGGAGAUGGAUCAUGUACUGCUUUCUUGGCAAACAAUUCUACUAUUAAGGGCGUGGAUGUUACAUUCAGAGGCAAUUCAUAUUACUUACCAGCUAAAUCAAUCAGCAUCCUUCCUGACUGCAAGACUGUGGUUUUCAACACUCAAAAGAUUGUAUCACAGCAUAAUGCCAGAAAUUUCAUCAAAUCGGAGGUUGCAAACCAAAAGCUUGCUGCAAACUGGGAGAUGACCAAUGAAAUUAUUCCAACCUUUGAACAACUUCCACACAAGGCCGGGAGUCCAUUGGAGCUCUUUGGCCUGACAAAGGAUACCACAGAUUAUGUUUUUUAUGCCACCACCAUAGAUUUGGGAUGGCGUGACCUGCCAAUGAAACAAGAUGCUUCCCCAGUUCUGUUGAUUGCAAGUCUUGGCCAUUCUUUACUUGCAUUUGUAAAUGGAGAAUACGCAGGAAGUGGACAUGGGAGCCAUAUCGAAAAGAGCUUCGUCUUCCGCAGGCCAAUAAACCUGAAGCCUGGAGUCAACAGUAUAGUAAUUGUUGGUGGUUUAGUUGGAUUCCCAGACAGUGGAGUCUAUAUGGAGAGGAGAUAUGCUGGCCCUCGUUCUGUUGAGAUCCUUGGUUUGAACACAGGAACUCUUGAUCUUACAAACAAUCACUGGGCCCAUCAGGUUGGUUUGGAAGGAGAAAGACUUAAAGUUUACAGUGAGGAAGGAUUAAGCAAGAUGACAUGGAGAAAGCUUGAGGAAAAAAGACCAGCUCUUUCAUGGUUCAAGACAACUUUUGAUGCUCCUGAAGGUGAUAAAACUGUGGCCAUUAGGAUGAACAAGAUGGGCAAAGGCAUGAUUUGGAUCAAUGGAGAGAACAUUGGCCGCUACUGGGUGUCUUUCUUGUCCCCUCUUGGCCAGCCCACUCAAAUCGAGUACCAUGUUCCAAGAGCCUUUUUGAAGCCAACAGACAAUCUAAUGGUUAUUCUCGAGGAGGAGGAAGGAGGUAAGCCUGAAGAGAUCCUGAUUCAAUUGGUGGAUAGAGAUACAAUUUGCAGUUACAUAACAGAACACCAUCCACCGCCUGUGAAGGCAUGGGAAUACAAGAACAAGCAGCUGCAGCCGGCGCAUGGUGUUCCAAUACCAGUGGCUGGCUUGCACUGUCCAACCAACAAAAUCAUCACCCAGGUGGAGUUUGCAAGCUAUGGCACUCCAGUUGGUUUCUGUGGAGCCUACAACAUCGGAAACUGCACUUCUCCUGUUACCAAGGAAGUCGUCGAAAGGCAUUGCCUGGGGAAGAAUAGGUGUGAAGUGCCAUUUGACAAAGAUCUAUUGACAAAUAAGUUGGAUCCAUGUCCAAAUGAGACAAAGCAUCUAGCAAUCCAAGCGAGGUGCGAUUACCAGAAGUGAAAAAAAGAGUUGCAAGGAGUUUGCUAAUCAUAGUAAUGGACAUGAUUGCAAGCUUAAAGCAUGCGAGUUUUGAAGGCCAAAUCAAAAUUAGAACGAGAUCAAAAUGACAUUCUUGUACAGGAAAAUGAAAAUCAAGUGGUCAAUCUUUUUUCUUCUCAACAAUUGUACUCUCAAUUUUCUAGUUUUCUUUGUUCAUUUAUUAUA